This is a messenger RNA of Cottoperca gobio, 2015 nucleotides long. It is a transcript of the gene xcr1b.1, whose product is annotated as chemokine (C motif) receptor 1b, duplicate 1. Gene Ontology annotation, cellular component: membrane; external side of plasma membrane. The coding region runs from base 128 to 1177 and encodes 349 amino acids. Gene Ontology annotation, molecular function: C-C chemokine binding; C-C chemokine receptor activity. Gene Ontology annotation, biological process: calcium-mediated signaling; G protein-coupled receptor signaling pathway; positive regulation of cytosolic calcium ion concentration. NCBI's taxonomy places the organism in Eukaryota, Metazoa, Chordata, Actinopteri, Perciformes, Bovichtidae. The transcript has 2 exons. The record is from RefSeq and is a predicted model, not a curated record.
ACCAAGUUGUCCACACGGACGUCAUUUAUUUCUGUUCACCUUUGUGGUCGAUAUUGAAGAACAAUUCCCAGUUCCAGUUAUAUUUGCAUAAAGGACUCUGGCGUGUGCAGGAUUGUCUUCUUUCUGAAUGAAUAUGGCAACAACUGGCUCACCCUUUGAUAUAACCAUGGUCAAUAACUCCUACUAUGACGAUGAGUAUGAAGAUGAAAUGUGCAACAAUACAAACGUCCUGCAUUUUGGAGCGACCUUGACUCCGGUGUUCUUCUCCAUCAUACUCAUCCUCAGUCUGUUUGGCAACAUCCUGGUCAUUGUGAUUCUGGCCAAGUAUGAGAACCUCAAAUCCCUCACCAAUGCUUUCACCCUGAACCUGGCUAUAUCGGAUCUCUUCUUCACCGCAGGUCUGCCCUUCUGGGCCUCCUAUCACAUGUAUGGAUGGACUUUAGGGCAACCUGCAUGCCAGAUAGUCAACUUUGUCUUCUACGUUGGUUUCUACAGCAGUGGUAUCCUCCUCAUCCUGAUGACUGCUCACCGUUAUGUAGCUGUCAUGAAUCCUCUGUCUGACAUUGUGUCCACCACAGGCUCCUUCAGUGUCAUAACAUGUGUGAUCGUUUGGGCAGUGAGUUUAUUUGUCGCCAGUCCAGCCUUCAUCUUCAUCAAAGUGGAGCAAAAUAUGUGUGUAUAUGCAAAUUCUUUCUGGAGCUUAUGGGGAAUCUACCAGCAGAAUGUUCUCUUCGUUGUGAGUUCAGUGGUGUUCAUCUUUUGUUAUUCUCAGAUCAUGUGCAGGUUGAUGCGUCCUACUGCCCAAAGAAGAAAGAACAAAACUUUAAAACUCAUUUUUAUUCUCAUUGUUGUUUUCUUUGUGGGAUGGGCACCUUACAAUAUAGUGAUAUUUCUACAGUCAUUUGAUUUCUGGCCCAAACCACCUGCUGACUCAAAGACUGUGGCAAGUGCGUGCAAAACAUCUGAGCCACUCGGUUACGCCUUUUACAUUAGCCGGCUUUUUGCCUUUUCACACUGCUGCCUCAACCCUGUGUUUUAUGUGUUUGUGGGGGUUAAAUACAAAAACCAUUUGAAGAAAAUGCUGAAGGGCUGGGGCCAAAGCAAUAACCGCAUCAUCAACAGGCAUAGCCGACUAACUAUCACAUCGGUGACAAGUGGUGAAGAGUUCUCGAUGUAGUAGAUGUAUGUAGAGAACCAGAACAUCCAGGUUCUGUGCCAAAGUAAGUAAAACCUCAUUCAAAAGUAUGUUGACAUUUGUAAAUUGUAAUGGCACAAACAACUUCAAUGACCAAACAAUGAAGUGGAUGGUCUACACCAGCAGAAGACCACGCCGGGUUCCACUCCUGUCAUGAACCAGACAGAAGAUUGGAUAAAAUGGCGCCCGGUCUGUCGAAUCUCGACGUCAGAAUUUAGCGUAAACAACAUGAACCCAUGAAUCCACCCUGCCUUGUGUUGAUGGUGUAAUGGAUAUUAUUUUAGCACUCACCAGGCCCCUUAAUACCAACUGAGCAGCGUUUAAACGGCAGCAGUGUAACGUCGUCUCAAGGUUGUCGACAAGGAGCCACUGACACACGAGCCACUGACCGGAUACGAAGUACACAACUUUUAUUUGUGAUAAAAGGGAUAUCCAAAAUGUCAUACAAUUGCAUCCAUUUCACUUUGUAGUUUCCAAUCAAACUGCUAUUAUAAAAUAACAGCCGGCCCUGUGUAUUUAGGUUAAUAUGUAUGUGAUUUUGAAUAAAUGUUGAUACAUUGAUUAUACAAGUUAUUACAGAUAAUACGUGAUUCACUUUGAUUUAAUGCAUUUUACUUUAUGCUUUCAUAUCAAUCAUUUAGAUCAAUUCAUUUAUGUUCUUACCUUGUCUCUUUCACAAGGUAAUACUUUCCUUUCAAGAGAGUCUUUUUGUGUAUGAUCAUUUGGAAUUUGUGAUAAAAAUUGCGUUUAUUUUUGCUUGAUCAUUUCAUCAUCAUAAUUAUUUCCAUGCUUAACAAAAAAAUAAAGAUAAAGGAAAUUA